AUGGAAACGCAACAAAAGCCAGUAUCUAAGAUAAUUCCUCUGGCUUUACCUAAAGGAACUGAAAGGUUUUGUGAACUUUGUCAAAAAAGAGCUUACCUGGAGUGCACCGGCUGUCACGUCACAUUUUAUUGCGAUGAAGACCACCAGCAGGCUGACUGGGUGGGGAUCCAUGAGAGGAUCUGUCAGCUGCUCAUUCCCAUUCGCACCCAAACACUCAGUCAAACUGGCCGUUCUGAAAUCCUGUAUAAAAAGACGGAGCUGAUCACCAUUUGCAAAUCAGAGGCCGAGAGGAAAAUAGCAGAGGGGAAACAUCAGGAGGCUCUACCUGCCGCCCAGUUUUUCCUUCGCUGCUCCACUGACGUCAACGGCCCCAGCGCAGUUCAACUGGUCCCUGCGUACCUACUGCUGGCUGAGGCCAACACUGGUUUGGGAGAUCUAGUUUCAGCGAUGGAGUUUCUAUCCCAGGCUGAGUGGGUGGUGUUGAAGAGCCCAGACUGCGGUCAUGAGAUCCUCCACCGGCUGCACAGGAGCCAGGGCCGCCUCCACACUGCGUUAGGAUACCUGGAGUCAGCGCGGAAACACUUUGCAAAUGAUAUUUACCACGCCUCUGAGGAAUACGGAGCAGACAGCAUCAUCAGCUGUGAGGGUUAUUUUCUUUUGGCAAGUGUGUUUGUGAAAGAGGGGAAGAUGCCCGUUGUUCGUUCAUUGUACUCGCAGAUUGCACAGACCUGGCAUUCUCAUCUGACAAAACUCUUGAAGUCCCACGUGGAAAAUGUGCAGAAUCCUGACGCCAUGCUGUGGGAGGCCUCACUCAGUAAAACCCAGCAGGUGGAGGUGGACAAGACGUUGACCGCUAUCUUAGAGUUCGUACAGUGUGACGUCAUAGCGGACCUGGCCCAGGUCGUGCUGGUGGCCCACAGUCUGUCUAUGCUCUGGUUCUUGAGAGGAGACUCUGUGAAGACGCUGGAAUUUGGCAACACAGCCCUGCAGGCCAGCCAGCUGAUACCAAACCUGGACCUGACGGGGCCCAUUCAGGGCCUGCUGCAGCUGGUCCAGGCAGACCCCGACCCUGGUCCGGACUAGUCCUCGU
Messenger RNA from Sphaeramia orbicularis (orbiculate cardinalfish), 1090 nucleotides. It is a transcript of the gene zmynd12, whose product is annotated as zinc finger, MYND-type containing 12. The record is from RefSeq and is a predicted model, not a curated record. Lineage: Eukaryota; Metazoa; Chordata; Actinopteri; Kurtiformes; Apogonidae. Bases 1 to 1083 code for a protein of 360 amino acids. The transcript is spliced from 8 exons. Gene Ontology annotation, molecular function: protein binding.